AUGCCUCGAUCCUUUAUGGUGAAGAGUAAGAAGGCGCACAGUUACCACCAGCCCCGGAGUUUGGAGGAUGAUUACAGCAGACUGGACUCUAUUUUGGCCCACAUAUGCUCAGGUUUGUGAAGAAUCAUCCUUUUUCAAGAGUAAUCUUCCUGCGCAAAAUAGCAGUAAUGUUUUGGCAUUUUUAAAUUGAAUGGCACGGAGGGUCAUUAAUGUGACAAAAAUCUUCAAGGUGCACGGAGCUAACAGUUUCUUAUGAUGCCUGGACACCAUUCCUCCUAAGAGGCCUUCAUUUUGUCUUAUUGCGCCGAAACCGAUAAAAAAUAGUUUAUAGGCAGACAAAAUCAGAUUUUUAGAACAAACUUAAAGUAGACAUUUUCAUUAGAUGAUAUGAAUUUGCCUAUCCAUUUUAAUGUUUGACUUUUUGUUUCAAACGGCCUUUUCCUUUAUGAUAAAUUUCACCUGUGACACUUUUCUAGGUUCACCAUAAAAUUAAAUGUGCCGUCAUACUGUUUGUUUAUUUUUUUUUUUCUAGAGCCGGAAUGAGCAGAGAUGAAACUACAUGAAUGUCCAUACUUUCUUUGGUUAACAUGCUGUCCGCCCUGCUUUUUCAUUCAGAGGUGGAUAAACUCCCGGAUGACACCGACUUGUCUGAGGACAAGUACGGCCUCUCUCCAGACUCCCAGCUGGCUGACGGUGCUGAUUUCUCCCCGAAGUCUCCAAUGAGCCCGGCAGGCAGUCUGUGCGGUCCUUCCUCGGACUAUGGGGACUUCUGGAGGCCGCCGUCCCCCUCUGCAUCACCGGGUACAGACACAAGACCACAGAGACACUCGAUCAGCUAGAAUCGUGCCCUUCAAUGAUUCAGACUCUAGGCUACGUUUCAUGUCUGGGAAAAGGGGAUUGCAGCAGUAGCAGCAGAUAGGCUGAUUGUCAUAUUAAAUAAUGUUAUUUUGACAGUGUUGGACAGCUUUCUUCUCAAACUGUGAUCUGAGACACGAUUAUAAAAAUCUACAGACUAAUAUCAGAAAUGAGCACAGCCUUUUUUAACUACCAAGGUUACUAUUGAGACUUUUUUAUUGACCUCAUUUUUGUCCAUCUUUUUGUAGAGUAUUAAACAUGUCUAACUGUGAACGUGUUUUUUUUCUUCAAUAUAAAAGCCUGCACUCCCUCUUUUUCCUCUAAUAGUCAGAUUUUCAAACAGUAUCAUCAUCCAGGAAUUCUCUGAAGCAGCAUGACACUUUCUGCCCCGUUGGGCCCUGUAGGGCCCUAAAAACGUCUUGCUUUAACCAUUUAUCUGCUUUCAUUAAAAAUUCAUUUGUUUUUCUCUCCAGUUGAUUCGGAGAAAUCUCUCUCGCCUCUGGUGGACGAGACUCAGCCCUUCACUGUUCCCUUCCGGCCUUAUGCCUGGAACAGCUACCCAGGGCCCGGACUGAGGCCCCUGGUACAGCAGAGCCUCCACCCCAGCAUGGAAAUAGACAGGAGCCAGGGGUCCAUGGCCUUCUAUGGAGACAGGAGCACUCACCGGGCCCUGGACUCAUACAGGACUCUUGGUGAGGAAGCGUACGGAGACUAUAGGAGGCACGCUGCUGCUCUGCUGUUUUCUAACGGAGGCCUGCACGCUAAAGCCCACAGCAUGAAGGCUCCACCUGAGCUACUGUGUUCCAGUCUGAUCCUCAAUGGUGCCUACAAGUGUGUCAAGUGCAGUAAGGUGAGGAUGGGCACGGAAACACUGCUAUCUAUCUACUGCUUUGUGGGAUGAAAAAAAUGUAUCAGCUUUUACAAAAAGAAAAUCAAAAAUAUAUAAACAGUAUUUUUAUUUAUUUAUUUAUUUAUUUUAUUUAUUUGUAUUUGCCACAUCCCAAUGAUCCAUGUGACCUACACACUAAAGCCACCCCCUUUACUUUUGACCUUUGACCAACCAACAAAUUUCCCCAACAACAAAACAAAUUAUUGCAAAAGCUGCGCUACAAAUGUAUUUUUCAGUAUUUUUUUUUCUUGCAUUUUAAAAACCUGAACAACCAUUUUCCUUCUCCCAUCAGGUGUUUUCCACCCCGCACGGUUUAGAAGUCCACGUCCGCAGAUCGCACAGUGGCACCAGACCGUUUGCAUGCGACAUCUGCGGCAAAACCUUCGGACACGCUGUCAGUUUGGAGCAACACAAAGCUGUGCACUCACAGGUAUGACCUCUUCGAAAGUUCAAACAGCCCGGAAUUCACACCUCUUCGCAGGGGUCUGCAUCUUCUUGUUCUCCAAGCCCGUGUUUCUGUCAAUGUGCCACCUCUGAACUCGCAUCUGCUCGCUUUAUAGGAAAGAAGUUUUGACUGCAAAAUAUGCGGCAAAAGUUUCAAGAGGUCGUCAACUCUGUCGACGCAUCUGCUCAUCCACUCUGACACCCGGCCGUACCCGUGCCAGUACUGUGGGAAGAGGUUCCAUCAGAAGUCCGAUAUGAAGAAACACACAUUCAUCCACACAGGUGAGUGAGGAACGAGAGACUGUUGUUUUAUUGACAAGAUCAACAGUUUGGGGAAUCCCCUCAUGCUCCCAGCGGAGGGUUAAUGUUCUGUGAAAAUCUCCCUGAUUUUUUUUAAUCAAGACUUCAUGUGAUAAAAAAAAUUCGUUCUUUUUUUCCAGGUGAGAAGCCGCACAAAUGUCAGGUGUGUGGGAAAGCGUUCAGCCAGAGCUCCAACCUGAUCACACACAGCAGAAAACACACCGGAUACAAACCUUUCGGCUGCGACCUGUGCGGGAAAGGCUUCCAGAGGAAAGUGGACCUGAGGAGACACAAAGAGACACAGCAUGGACUCAAAUGA
Messenger RNA from Xyrichtys novacula (pearly razorfish), 2807 nucleotides. The record is from the annotation of a GenBank genome assembly. Lineage: Eukaryota; Metazoa; Chordata; Actinopteri; Labriformes; Labridae.